Messenger RNA from Ananas comosus (pineapple), 1737 nucleotides. RefSeq names its product plant UBX domain-containing protein 7. Gene Ontology annotation, biological process: proteasome-mediated ubiquitin-dependent protein catabolic process. The record is from RefSeq and is a predicted model, not a curated record. Gene Ontology annotation, cellular component: nucleus. The transcript is spliced from 11 exons. NCBI's taxonomy places the organism in Eukaryota, Viridiplantae, Streptophyta, Magnoliopsida, Poales, Bromeliaceae. The coding region runs from base 177 to 1505 and encodes 442 amino acids. Gene Ontology annotation, molecular function: ubiquitin binding.
GCAUAGAGUAAUAAUGAGAGAAAUUGUUUCUUCUUCUCUAAUCUCUCUCUCUCCCUCCUCUCUCUCUCCCUCUAUGCCCUCUCUCUUCUCCUCCUAGGGUUUCGCAUCCUCGUACCCAACCCCUCGAAACCCUAGGUCUUCGGAUCGAUCGAAGAGAGAGAGAGAGAGAGAGAGGCAUGGAGACCCUCCCCUCCGCGGCGGAGAAGCAGCGGCUGAUCUCGUCCUUCCGCGAGAUCGCCGCCGACGAAUCCGUGGAAACCGCCGCCCAAUUCCUCCAGGCGACGAGUUGGAAGCUGGAGGAAGCGCUUCAGCUGUUCUUCGUCGGGAACGAUGGUGGUGCUCUGGCGUCGUCCUCCUCGGCUCCGGCGGGGGUCGAUGAAAGCCCUAGUGGAACGGUGAAUGAUGUUGCGCCUGAGAGCAGUAUUAAGCAAGAUGGUGGAGACGACGAAGUGCGUGCUCCAUUGCCGAUCAAAAGAGAUACUUUAUAUGGCGACGCCUCCUUUUCAGGACUACAACCUAGUUCGGUGGUGGCAUUUCGCAAUUUCGAAGAGGAAUCAAGACGGCCUGUUGUUUGGGAAUCUAAUCAAAAUGCUGCAUCAACAACAAAUGGCUCCCGCGAUAACCUUGCUUCUUUAUAUCGUCCACCUUUUGCCUUGAUGUACAACGGGCCCUUCGACAAGGCCAAGGUGGAGGCUGCUCUCCAGGGUAAGUGGUUAAUAAUCAACUUGCAGUCAAGAGAAGAGUUCAGCUCACACAUGCUCAAUCGAGAUACAUGGGCAAACGAAACCUUGGCAGAAACAAUUCGUACUAAUUUCAUUUUCUGGCAGGUGUAUCAUGACUCCACUGAGGGAAAGAAGGUCUGCACAUACUACAACUUGGUCUCUGUUCCUGCAAUUCUUGUCAUUGAUCCCAUCACCGGUCAAAAGAUGCGUGCUUGGAGUGGGAUGGUACAACCAGAUCGUUUGCUUGAGGAUUUGCUUCCAUAUCUGGAUAAAGGUCCCAAGGAGCACCAUGCUGUUCUACCUCAGAAACGACCGAGAGAGCUUGCUCAAUGUUCUACACAGACUGUAAAUGAUAAAGCAGUCGAAGAAGAAGAUGAAGAGGUUUCUCGUGCAAUUGCAGCUUCCUUGGCAGAUGCAAAAAGUGUUGGAGAACCAGAUGCUACCGAAGACGAAGCUGAACCUGAGAAAGAUGCUGAGGCUAGCUUGAAAGAAAAGCCUAUUUAUCCUCCCCUUCCUGGAGAACCUAAAGGAAGCAGGGAAAUUCUAUGUAGAGUGGCAGUUCGACUACCUGACGGUCGGAGAGUCCAAAGGAAUUUCCUAAAAUCCGAUCCAAUAAAGCUUUUGUGGUCUUUCUGCUGCUCUCAAGUGGAGGAUGCGGACAAACAGCUGUUCCACUUCACACAGGCAAUUCCCGGUGCAUCGAAGAGCCUAGAGUUUGACAGCAGUCUAACAUUCGGAGAAGCAGGAUUGUCGAAUUCGAUCGUUUCCUUGGCGUGGGACUGAGAAGUCCACUGAUUAAUCUCAAAUAGGGGCUUAAAAUAUGAGUUAUUAAAAAAAAAAAAAGAAAAGGACCUCAUAGUUCAUCAUCCUUUUGGUGUAAAGUCAAAAAUGGACUUUCGAGUUGCUGCUUGUAAACAAAUACGUAAGUUAUAGUCGAAUUAGUUUUUCUCGGUUUUUUGUUUGUGUAAUAGUGCAUUAGUUUGUUGUUAUUAAUCUAUCAGUAUUUUGCUUUGAU